Oncorhynchus kisutch (coho salmon) is the source of this 3607-nucleotide messenger RNA. It is a transcript of the gene plod3, whose product is annotated as procollagen-lysine, 2-oxoglutarate 5-dioxygenase 3. Bases 121 to 2202 code for a protein of 693 amino acids. The transcript is spliced from 18 exons. Gene Ontology annotation, biological process: peptidyl-lysine hydroxylation. The record is from RefSeq and is a predicted model, not a curated record. Lineage: Eukaryota; Metazoa; Chordata; Actinopteri; Salmoniformes; Salmonidae. Gene Ontology annotation, cellular component: endoplasmic reticulum. Gene Ontology annotation, molecular function: procollagen-lysine 5-dioxygenase activity; procollagen glucosyltransferase activity.
UAUUCCUACUGCGCAGGGCGAAUCAUCUUCGUUACUAAAAGAGAGAGAGAGAGGGAGACAUAUUAUAUACUGUAGUCUACAGUAGCCAAAUUACACCCGGAAAGUCUCACCACCAAGGCCAUGGAGUCGAGUUGGAUCGCCGUGGUCUGUGUGCUCCUACUCGGUUUGAUGCAGAGCAGCCUCGGAGCGGAGCAGCGGGUCAUCCCUCCAGAGAAUCUCUUGGUAAUAACAGUAGCUACAGAGGACACUGAUGGCUUCACCCGCUUUAUGAGAACCAGCAAAGAGUUCAACUAUACUGUUAAGGUGCUGGGUCUAGGUGAACAAUGGAAGGGAGGAGACGUUGCUCGUACUGUAGGAGGAGGUCAGAAAGUUCGCUGGCUGAAGACAGAACUCCUCAGACACUCUGCCAAGAAGGACAUGGUCAUUAUGUUUGUCGACAGUUAUGAUGUAAUCCUAGCCAGUGGUCCAGAAGAGUUGCUGUGGAAGUUUUCCAGACUGGGUCAUCGGCUGGUGUUCUCUGCCGAGGGCUUCUGUUGGCCUGACCAGAAACUAGCCCCCAAAUACCCCCCUGUCCACACCGGGAAGAGAUACCUCAACUCUGGAGGGUUUAUAGGGUAUGCUCCAGAGCUCAGUGAGAUUGUUCAACAGUGGAAACAUAAAGACAACGAUGAUGACCAACUCUUCUACACUAAGAUCUACCUGGACAAAGUACAACGGACCAAGUACAACAUGACUCUGGACCAUCGCUCUAGAAUCUUCCAGAACCUCAACGGAGCCAUCGAGGAGGUGGUGCUGAAGUUUGAGAAGGCUCGUGUCCGUGCGAGGAACGUGGCCUAUGACACACUUCCUGUUAUUAUCCAUGGCAACGGACCCACCAAGCUCCAGUUGAACUACCUGGGUAACUAUGUCCCGACUGCCUGGACUCACGAGACCGGCUGUGGGAUCUGUGACGACGACCUGAUAUACCUCAACGACACGCCUGAUGAAGACAUGCCCCUGGUGUAUGUGUCUGUGUUCAUCGUUCAGCCGACUCCCUUCCUGGAAGAGUUUCUAGAGAGACUGACCACCCUCAACUACCCAACCAGCCGCAUCAGACUGUUUAUACACAACAACGUGGUGUAUCAUGAGCAGAACAUUCAGCGCUUCUGGGAGAAGCAUCGUGUUCUGUUCCCUGACGCCAGGCUGGUCGGACCGGAGGAGAACCUACAACAGGACCAGGCUAGAACCAUGGCUGUGGAGGCGUGUAAGAAGGACAGUCAGUGUGAUUACUACUUCAGUAUCGAUGCUGAUGUUGUCAUCGUCAACCCUGAUGUUCUCCGUAUCCUUAUAGAAGAGAACAAGUCAGUGAUAGCCCCCAUGUUGUCCAGACACGGCAAACUGUGGUCUAAUUUCUGGGGAGCUCUGAGUCCUGAGGGGUUCUACUCUCGAUCUGAAGACUACAUCGAUAUUGUACAGGGCAAGAGAGCUGGUCUAUGGAACGUUCCCUAUAUAACUCAGGUCUACAUGAUAAAGGGGUCAGUCUUGAGAGGUAGACUGUCUCAGGUCAGUCUGUACAGUCAGGAGGGGAUGGACCCGGAUAUGGUGUUCUGCAGGGCCGUACGAGACCAGGGAGUGUUUAUGUUUGUGUCUAAUCGUGAUGAGUUUGGUCGUCUGGUCUCCUCCUCCAACUACAACACCAGCAGACUUCAUCCGGACAUGUGGCAGAUCUUUGACAACCCUCUGGACUGGAAGGAGAAGUACAUCCAUGAAAACUACUCUAAGAUCUUUGAAGACAACCAGACCAUCGUGGAGCAGCCGUGUCCUGAUGUGUACUGGUUCCCAUCCUUUACAGACAGGAUGUGUGAUGAUCUGGUGGAAACCAUGGAAGACUUUGGAGAAUGGAGUGGAGGAAGACAUACGGAUGAGCGUCUUGCAGGGGGCUAUGAGAACGUCCCUACUGUAGAUAUUCAUAUGAACCAGAUUGGCUUUGAGAAGGAGUGGCUCAAGUUCCUAAAAGAAUACAUCAGCCCUGUUACUGAAAAACUCUACCCAGGCUACUUCCCCAAGGCCCAGGCGGUGAUGAAUUUUGUAGUCCGGUAUCGUCCAGAUGAACAGCCGUCUCUCCGUCCGCAUCACGACUCCUCCACCUUCACCAUCAACGUAGCACUCAACAGCAAGGGAAUGGAUUACCAGGGUGGAGGGUUGCCGGUUCCUUCGUUAUGACUGUAAUGUGGAAGCACCUCGUAAAGGAUGGUCUUUCAUGCACCCAGGCAGACUGACUCACUACCACGAGGGCCUGCCUACAACCAGCGGGACUAGAUACAUCAUGGUUUCCUUUGUUGACCCCUAAACCCUGACCUCUAACACCUGAACACACCACCCAGGUGACUAGAUACAUUAUGGCAUCCUUCAUAGACCCAUAGACACUGGUGGCGUGUGUGCGUGUGUGUGCGUGUGCGUGCGUGUGUGUCAGUCAGUCAGUCAGUCAGUCACAUAGCAGAUGGGUCUUCUCGUUGCCGUAGUAACACAAACCACUGAGUUUCAUAGCAACCAGUUGAGCGACUUGAAUCAUGAUCAGAUCAGGCCAAUCAGCUGCAGAGAGGUCAGUCUGAUGAAACCUCACCAUGCUGCCUUUGAAAUGUACAUGUUAGUCAUUUAGUAGAUGUUCUUAUCCAGAGAGACUUACAGUCAGGACAUUCAUCUUCAGAUAGCUAGGUGGACCAGUCAUAGUCAGUACAUUCAUCUUCAGAUAGCUAGGUGGACCAGUCCUAGUCAGUACAUUCAUCUUCAGAUAGCUAGGUGGACCAGUCAUAGUCAGGACAUUCAUCUUCAGAUAGCUAGGUGGACCAGUCCUAGUCAGGACAUUCAUCUUCAGAUAGCUAGGUGGGACAACCACAUAUCACACUCAUAGUCAGUGUAUUUCUUUCUCAAUAUGCUUCCUCAUUUUUCUUCGACCCCUGACCUCUGUAGCUAGCUGUGUGUGUUUGGUGUGUGUGUGUUAAUUUAAGUGUUUGAUGUAACGGCAGGCUGAUGUGGGUGUCAUGUUACAGCGUUGCUAUAGUAACCAGCCUCUCCCUGUGAGUGGAGAAAAGAUGAUUGACACUCUCCUAAGAGAGAGAACUGAACUUUCUGAUAGAAAUACCAUGAAUAGAUCAUCUGAGCUGUUCUACAUGAUAGAAACUCUAAUCAAUAGAUCUGAAAAACACUCCACAAGGCGUAGUUCUAUAAUAUCAUGAGUAGAUCGGCACUGUCUGUUCUACAUGAUCUGUUUCUAUGUGCUGUCUGUUCUACAUGAUCUGUGUCUAUGCGGUUGUUUUGAAGGUAAUGUAUAGUUUUAUAUUUCAGAAACCAACACGACCUUGGUCUUCAGAGGUCUGUCAGAAACAUGUAUUUUAUCAUCCUGUUUUUAAACUACUGCUUCAGACUGAGGCCCAAAUGUUGCAACUUAAAUCGGGUGUUUUCAUUGGUAUAUUUUGUUAUUGUUUUCUAGUGUUCUGGUCCCAUGUUAGCAAUCAAAGUGUGUCUGUCCAUCUGACAUGCUUCUAUCAAGCUUUGUACAAAAUGCCCUAAAUUAUUUGUUAUGAUUGAGAAAUAAAGUUUCACAUUUUAAUAAAUAAUUAGAUCUAUA